CUCUCCAUAGGUACACAUCUGGUUUUGUAGCAGCAAGGUGGUUUCAGCGCGUAAAUUCCAAUUCGAUAUCUAUACACGGAGGAGAAGCAGAAGAGAACAAAUACAUAUUAUUAAAAACUGAUUUUGAAACAGAUUUCAAAAUAUAAUUUUGCAUUAAAUACUUAAUUUGCUUCCGUCAUUAAUCAAUUAAAAACAAAAUGUGCAAUCUAAGGAAAGCCGCAUCUGCUCUACACAAACUUUUCGUAUAUGGUGGACUUAAAUACGGACAGCCCAGUCACUCCAUAUUGGCCAAUGAUGCCAAUGGAUUGGCCAAAUUCUGGUGCAGAGCUACAACAACCGAAAAAUAUCCAUUGGUUAUCGCCACCCGUUAUAACAUUCCAUUUUUGCUCAACAAACCGGGUUUGGGUUAUUAUGUAACUGGUGAAAUUUAUGAGGUCGAUGACAAAAUGUUGAAGUCCCUGGAUAACCUUGAAGACUGUCAAGAUAUUUAUGUCAGAGAAAUGCGUGAUAUGAACAUUGGAGUGGGUGAGGGAACCGUUCCCUGUUAUGUGUAUCUGCUGAAUAAAUAUCCUGAGAAACUUUUGAAUCUUCCCUUCUUGUCGAGCUAUGAAAAUGGACCUGCCCAUCCCUAUGUUAUGCGCAACAAACGCCACCACAAACAUCCCCCCAAUGAAGACUUGUCCUACAACACCACUGCCGCUGCUUAAACGUGACAUGUUUUGUCAUCUGUAUAUUUAUGACUCACUCAAGUGAACUCUACCAUCUUCCAUCAGAGAUCAUUGUGUUAUUCCGGAUCUAUUGGUUAUAUAGUUUUUUUAGCCGUACGCAGGACAUGCUCAUAAGUUUAGUGAAUAAGAAUUAUUUUUAACUUUCGAAAAUUUGUGAUUCGAAAUGCAUUUUUACAUUUGUAGAAAUAGAGAUCAUCGUAGUAUCGCGUAUUUAUGUAUAAAUAUAUAUAUGUAUUGAUUGCAUUUUCCAAAAUACUGGACCCAACAAUAAAAACAACUUACAUUUAAA
Musca domestica (house fly) is the source of this 1017-nucleotide messenger RNA. It is a transcript of the gene Tina-1, whose product is annotated as troponin C-akin-1 protein. Bases 198 to 707 code for a protein of 169 amino acids. NCBI's taxonomy places the organism in Eukaryota, Metazoa, Arthropoda, Insecta, Diptera, Muscidae. Gene Ontology annotation, molecular function: gamma-glutamylaminecyclotransferase activity. The transcript has 3 exons. The record is from RefSeq and is a predicted model, not a curated record.